CCCAAAAAUAAAUAAAUAAAUAAAUAAAAUGAAGGAGAAAAAUCAGUAGGAUUUUCCUCCGCAAUCGAAAAAGCAAAGCUGAGAUAAUAUUGAGAAACAAAAAAUAAGUACUAGUCCUGCUUGGAACUACUGAACGGCAAAAGGCAGUAAAUAUUCUUAGGAAGAAAAGUCGGGGUGACUUCUGAGCAGCCGAAUAACCGUCAGUUGUCUUUGUCCCUGCUCCUUAAUCCUCCUUGGCGAAGGAUAUCUCUCUCAGAUUCAGACGUUAUCUCUUGUUGCUUUCUUGUCGGACUCUGCUUAUUAUUCUGCCUUCAAAUUCUGUCUGAAGAGUGCGGAGUGUUAUUGUUGUUGUUCAUGGGACAACUGUACGAAGCUUCAGCUGAAUCUAUAUGAUGGAGAAACAAAAGGAGACUGUUUGUUCUCCUGAUACAGUUCUUGAGGACUACUUGAGGAAUUUAGAAUCUGAAACAGACUCCUCGAAAGCGAGCACUUCAGACUUAGGAGCUCCAAAAGAUCCAAAGCCGUCUUCUAGAUGGGCCGAAUUUCUGCAAUUAUUCAAAACCAAAUCGAAAAGACACCUGUCCACCUUCCAUCCCCUGAAACUGUCUAAAAGGUUUAGCAGCAGUUUGCGAGAGGAAAUCAUUCUAGUGCCAGAUCCCAUGCUUGAUACUAGUUUGAAUUAUUUCAAGCCUCAGUGGAAGAACUUCGCUCUCUCUGACCUCCAAACCGCAACCAAGAGCUUUUCUCAGGAAUGUCUGGUUGGAAAGGGCGGUUAUGCUGAAGUUUACAAAGGCAGUUUGCGAGAUGGGCAGCUUGUUGCUAUUAAGCGGCUGACACGAGGAUCAAUGGAGGAGAGAACAGGAGAUUUUUUAUCUGAACUUGGAAUUAUGGCCCAUGUCAACCAUCCCAACACUGCUAAAUUGAUUGGUUAUGGGGUUGAAGGUGGAUUCUACCUUGUUCUUGAGCUGUCUCCCCAUGGAAGUCUAGCUUCUUUGCUUCACAGUGCCAAGGAGAAGCUUAAGUGGAAUAUUAGGUAUAAGAUUGCAUUAGGGACUGCUAAAGGCCUGCUGUAUCUUCAUGAGAGCUGUCAACGAAGAAUCAUUCACAGAGAUGUUAAAGCAGCAAAUAUAUUGCUCACACAGGACUUCGACCCUCAGAUCUGUGAUUUUGGGCUUGCAAAAUGGUUACCAAGGCAAUGGACUCACCUCACCGUGUCAAAAUUUGAAGGCACAUUUGGAUAUCUUGCUCCCGAAUUCUUAAUGCACGGCAUAGUGGAUGAAAAGACUGACGUGUUUGCCUUCGGUGUGCUGCUGCUGGAACUCAUCACCGGACGUAGGGCUCUGGAUUACUCGCAACAAAGCCUAGUCUUGUGGGCAAAACCACAGCUGAAGAAGAGCAGAAUCAGAGAGCUGGUUGAUCCUUCACUUGCUGAAUACGAUCCAAUUGAGAUGAACCUGAUGGUCUUGGCUGCUUCUUUGUGCGUGCAAGAGUCUGCAAUCCGACGUCCUAGAAUGAGUCAGGCAUGUCUUGCUGCUUCUGAGAGGCAGCUGUGGUAGCUUAGAAUUAGUGAGAAAGGGAAGAAAGCUAUCCCAUUGGAAGAGGUACUAUGAAGAGCUGUUCCAUGCCGAAGACUAGAACUUGACCAGGCUAGCGAGGCUCAAGUGGUAUUUAGUAGGAAGAAAUGUGUCAAUAGUGGCUGGUUAAUGCGCUUACCACUUAUGCUCGGUGGAUGAAUCGGCAUUAAAUUAGUAUUAGGAUUGAAAGGGUCGUCCUCAAGCAUUGUUAACUCUCAGGAGUUUCGAAAAGUGGAGGACUGUAGAGGCUCCAUGCUUGGUGGUAUAUCUGUUGCCAAUCAACCCCUUGAAAUGGCACGCCAUACUUGAGCCCGAGUAGCCGCGCCGGAGGAGGGUAGAGACUAGAGAGCAUCAAUGAACUUCAUCCGGUGUUAUAUGGAUUGUAUAUUUGGUUUUGGAGCAUCAUAUAUGCUGAAGAAGGUGUUCUCGCAACGGGUAAAGAGUUAGCAAUGCCAAUCCAAGAACCUCCGGUGAGUUUUAGUAACAUCUCGGCAUCCGUUAAAGCUUAAUCAUGUAGAAGAAGAUUCUGGAAGUAUUUGCAGGAUCAUCAAAUUAAGUAGUUUUUUUAGUAUGUAUAUCAUGUAUGUAAUCUGGACAGAAACUAGAAAACCGACGGUAUACGAAGUAGAAGCAUUAUGUUCUCAACAAUUUCACGGGCCUAGGUAUUUAGGCAUCCUUUGCUUUUGAAAACUGUUUUUUUUUU
Messenger RNA from Coffea eugenioides, 2277 nucleotides. Its product is annotated as receptor-like cytosolic serine/threonine-protein kinase RBK2. Gene Ontology annotation, biological process: protein phosphorylation. NCBI's taxonomy places the organism in Eukaryota, Viridiplantae, Streptophyta, Magnoliopsida, Gentianales, Rubiaceae. The coding region runs from base 390 to 1556 and encodes 388 amino acids. The record is from RefSeq and is a predicted model, not a curated record. Gene Ontology annotation, molecular function: ATP binding; protein kinase activity. The transcript has 8 exons.